AUGCAGAUUGCUUCUACAAACAUUUGCGAAAGAACAGGUCGCUCUCAGGAGCUCAGUGAAUUCAAGCUUGGUACCGUGAUUGGUUGCCACCUGUGCAAUAAGUCCAUCCAUGAAAUUUCCUUGCUACUAAAUAUUCCACAGUCAACUGUUAGUGGUAUUAUAACAAAGUGGAAGCAACUGGGAACAACAGUAACUCAGCCACAAAUUGAGCGGGGUCAGCGCAUGCUGAAGGGCAGAAGUCACCAACUGUCUGCAGAGUCAAUAGCUAAAGACCUCCAAACUUCAUGUGGCCUUCAGAUUAGCACAACAACAGUCCACAGAGAGCUUCAUGGAAUGGGUUUCCAUGGC
Staurois parvus is the source of this 348-nucleotide messenger RNA. The record is from the annotation of a GenBank genome assembly. Lineage: Eukaryota; Metazoa; Chordata; Amphibia; Anura; Ranidae.